GUCCCUCCUCGGCGCGGCCUGAGCGCCUGGCCUGACCCCAGCCAUGGGGUGCUGCUGCAGCAGCGAGAACGAGGACUCGGACCAGGACCGAGAGGAGAGGAAGCUGCUGCUGGACCCUAGCAGCCCCCCAACCAAAGCCCUCAAUGGAGCUGAGCCCAACUACCACAGCCUACCUUCUGCUCGCACAGAUGAGCAGGCCCUGCUCUCCUCCAUCCUUGCUAAGACAGCCAGCAACAUCAUCGACGUGUCUGCUGCAGACUCCCAGGGCAUGGAGCAGCGGUACAUGGACCGGGCAACGCAGUACAGCACCUGCCUGGCUGUGCUGAGCAGCAGCCUGACCCAUUGGAAGAAGCUGCCGCCACUGCCGUCUCUCACCAGCCAGCCCCACCAAGUGCUGGCCAGCGAGCCCGUUCCCUUCUCCGACUUGCAACAGGUCUCCAGGAUAGCUGCUUAUGCCUACAGUGCACUUUCUCAGAUCCGUGUGGACGCAAAAGAGGAGCUGGUUGUACAGUUUGGGAUCCCAUGAAGAGAGUGGUCCUUGGAAAGCUCUUCUCCUCUCUUCACCCCGUCUCCACCUGCCUCCCCUGGGCCCUGGCCUCACUGCGA
This is a messenger RNA of Ceratotherium simum simum (southern white rhinoceros), 606 nucleotides long. Its product is annotated as ragulator complex protein LAMTOR1-like. NCBI's taxonomy places the organism in Eukaryota, Metazoa, Chordata, Mammalia, Perissodactyla, Rhinocerotidae. Gene Ontology annotation, cellular component: membrane raft; lysosomal membrane; Ragulator complex. The record is from RefSeq and is a predicted model, not a curated record. Gene Ontology annotation, biological process: regulation of receptor recycling; endosomal transport; cholesterol homeostasis. Gene Ontology annotation, molecular function: molecular adaptor activity; guanyl-nucleotide exchange factor activity.